Arachis stenosperma is the source of this 1087-nucleotide messenger RNA. Its product is annotated as DExH-box ATP-dependent RNA helicase DExH16, mitochondrial-like. Gene Ontology annotation, biological process: RNA catabolic process; mitochondrial RNA 3'-end processing. Lineage: Eukaryota; Viridiplantae; Streptophyta; Magnoliopsida; Fabales; Fabaceae. Gene Ontology annotation, cellular component: mitochondrial degradosome. The record is from RefSeq and is a predicted model, not a curated record. Bases 427 to 825 code for a protein of 132 amino acids. Gene Ontology annotation, molecular function: RNA helicase activity. The transcript has 5 exons.
UGUAAACAUACAGAGUCACAUACAGAAGGGGAAUACGAGAGAAAGGGAAAUAGAGAGGAGGAAAACGAGAGAAGAGGGAGAGCUCAAAGGAGGGGGGAUCAGAGAACGGGAAGGAGAGGGGAAGGGAGAGCACUGCUGGUGGUGACCACAGCCACCGUCGCCGCUAACCUUUAGGGGAAAACGAGAGUGAGAGAGAGACACACGAGGAAGAGAAGGAGCUCGUCUUCGUUGCUGCCGACGUCGCGCCAUGCCGCCGCUGCCGUUCCUUGCAGCUACUGCCGGUGGAAGUAACCAAACAAGGAUAGGAGGUCACUGUUGAUGCUGCCGCGGAGAGGAAGGAAGGGACGCAUGUGAGAAAGUGACGCAACAGAGGAGGAGCCGUUUCUCUGCCGCCGCCGGAAUUCCUGGUCAUCACCGCCGUCAUUCAUGAAGAAAAUUGAGAAUCAAGGAAAGCAUCUUUGUUUAGUAGUAUAUGGCUUGCUGCCACCAGAAACUCGAACAAGGCAGGCAAGCAUGUUCAAUGAUGCAACAAGUGAGUUUGAUGUUCUAGUGGCCAGUGAUGCCAUCGGAAUGGGUCUUAAUUUAUACAUAUCUAGGAUCAUAUUUUCAACGUUGAAGAAGUUUGAUGGUUUUGAAUUUUGGGACUUGACUGUAUCUGAAAUAAAACAGAGUGCAGGGAGAGUUGGUAGAUAUGGGUCAAAUUUUCCUGUUGGAGAAGUAACAUGCAUAGAUGCAGAGGAUCUACCCUUGCUUAAUUCAUCUUUAAACUCCCGAUCACCCACUUUAAAGGAAAACCAUGUUGAAGGGAAAAAUGAACUUAAUUAAGGUCACAAAUUUUGAAGAGCAAAUGUUAGCAAGUAAAAGUCAUGAACUUGUAGCAUGAUGACGAUAAACCUACUUGCUACUUAGCUAUUUCAACACUCUUUUGUUAUUGUAUUUUUCGCAAAAUUAGAUGAUAUAGUUUGAGGUUGUUAUGACUUAGGCUAGUACUAUAGUAUUUUUUAAAAACGAUGAUGAUAAUUAAAAGUAGUUACGACUUAGACUAGUAUUAUGGUAUUUUGCAAUGAUGAUUUAAUGUGAUUGUGGA